Messenger RNA from Nematolebias whitei (Rio pearlfish), 2834 nucleotides. It is a transcript of the gene prkd3, whose product is annotated as protein kinase D3. The coding region runs from base 1 to 2661 and encodes 886 amino acids. Lineage: Eukaryota; Metazoa; Chordata; Actinopteri; Cyprinodontiformes; Rivulidae. Gene Ontology annotation, molecular function: protein serine/threonine kinase activity; ATP binding. The transcript has 18 exons. The record is from RefSeq and is a predicted model, not a curated record. Gene Ontology annotation, biological process: protein phosphorylation.
AUGUCUGCCUCCUCUCCCCCAUCCUUACCCCGAGGCUUCCUCCACUCUCUCCAUCCACAUCUCCCGCCCUUGCCUAGCCCGCCCAGCCAGAUCUACCAGCGACUGUCCAACGGCAGCCCCAGCGCCCCUAGCCCCACCAACUCCCGCAGCUCCUUCCAUGGCGUGUCCUUCCUGCUGCAGAUUGGACUGACCAGAGAGACGGUGAACCUGGAGGCCACUGACCUCUCACUGUCUGCUGUCAAGGACUUGGUGUGUUCUAUAGUUGAUCAAAAGUUUCCAGAGUGUGGCUUCUUUGGCAUGUAUGACAAGAUCUUGUUGUUCCGCCAUGACUUAAGUGACGAGAACAUCCUGCAGAGGCUGACCUCAGUCGAAGACAUCCAUGAAGGGGACCUCGUUGAGGUGGUGCUCUCUGCUCAAGCAACAGUUGAAGACUUCCAGAUCCGACCCCAUGCCCUUUACGUCCACUCCUACAAGGCCCCCACCUUCUGUGACUACUGUGGGGAGAUGCUGUGGGGUCUUGUCCGGCAGGGGCUCAAAUGUGAAGGAUGUGGGCUGAACUACCACAAGCGUUGUGCCUUCAAGAUCCCAAAUAACUGCACUGGUGUGAGGAAGAGGCGAUUGUCCAAUGUUUCUUUGCCUGGGCCGUCUCUCUCUGUUCCAAGACCGCUACCUGCUGAAAAUGCAGCGGUUGUCCCAGAUGAGCAACAGCGGUCCCAUCAGGAGGCAGGGAAGCGCAUCCUGUCCUGGAGCGGCAGGCCGAUCUGGAUGGAUAAGAUGGAGAAGACUCGAGUUAAGGUGCCACACACCUUUGCCAUCCACACCUACACUCGACCUACCAUCUGCCAGUACUGCAAACGUCUGCUCAAGGGUCUGUUUCGCCAGGGCAUGCAGUGUAAAGAUUGCAGAUUUAACUGCCAUAAGCGAUGCGCUUCAAAGGUACCAAGAGACUGUUUAGGGGAGGUGGACUUCAAUGGAGAGCCAGCCAGCCCUGGACCAGACUCUGACACCACCAUGGAUACUAUGGAGGUGGACAGCAGUGAUAUGGAUGGUGGCAGAGGACUGGACGAUCCAGAUGAACCAUCCACUCCAGAUGGGAUGUUUGGCAUGGAUUCUCCCUUUGUUGAUAGAGAGAAGGAUGAAGAGCCCAUCAAGACUAUAAGUCCUUCGACAAGCAGCAACAUCCCUCUGAUGCGAGUGGUCCAGUCCAUCAAACAUACCAAGAGACGGAGCUCCACUAUGGUAAAGGAGGGCUGGAUGGUUCAUUAUACGAGCAGAGACAACCUGCGGAAGAGACAUUACUGGAGACUGGACAGCAAGAGUUUGAGUCUUUUCCAGAACGACACCGGAGCCAAGUUCUAUAAAGAAAUCCCUUUGUCAGAGAUCCUCCAGGUCGAACCCUUCAGGGACUUCAGUAAUCUGGCUCAGGGCAGCAACCCUCACUGCUUUGAGAUCAUCACUGCCACCAUGGUCUACUAUGUAGGCGAGAACAACGGCAGUCUCUACCACAGCCCGGUUCUGGCUGCUUCAGGGGUUGGCGUGGAGGUGGCCCAAAGCUGGGAGAAGGCCAUCAGACAGGCUCUGAUGCCUGUCACCCCUCAGCCCAGCGUAGCCAGUGCUGCUGGUCAGGGCAAAGAUCACAAAGAGCUGUCCAUCAGCAUCUCUGUGUCCAACUGCCAGAUCCAGGAGAAUGUGGACAUUGCCUCGGUGUAUCAAAUAUUCUCUGAUGAAGUACUGGGAUCGGGUCAGUUCGGCAUUGUGUAUGGAGGAAAGCACAGAAAAAGUGGCAGAGAUGUGGCCAUCAAGGUCAUAGACAAAAUGCGAUUUCCUACUAAGCAGGAGAGCCAGCUACGGAACGAAGUGGCCAUAUUACAGAAUCUGCAUCAUCCAGGUAUAGUUAACCUGGAGUGCAUGUUUGAGACCCCGGAGCGGGUGUUUGUUGUCAUGGAGAAGCUGCAUGGUGACAUGCUGGAGAUGAUCCUGUCCAGUGAGAAGAGUAAACUACCAGAACGGAUCACCAAGUUCCUGGUCACACAGAUCCUGGUGGCCUUGAGGCAUCUGCACUUCAAAAAUAUUGUUCACUGUGACUUGAAGCCUGAAAAUGUACUACUGGCCUCUGCAGAGCCUUUUCCACAGGUAAAGCUAUGUGAUUUUGGCUUUGCUCGCAUCAUUGGUGAGAAGUCGUUCCGACGGUCAGUGGUGGGCACCCCAGCCUACUUGGCUCCUGAGGUGCUGCGCAGCAAAGGCUACAACCGCUCCUUAGACAUGUGGUCAGUGGGAGUCAUCGUAUAUGUCAGCUUGAGCGGGACCUUCCCUUUCAACGAGGACGAGGACAUUAACGAUCAGAUCCAGAAUGCUGCCUUCAUGUACCCCCCAACACCCUGGAAGGACAUCUCUGCAGAAGCCACAGAUCUGAUCAACAACCUUCUCCAAGUGAAAAUGAGGAAGAGGUACAGUGUGGACAAGUGUCUCAGCCACCCCUGGCUACAGGAUUACCAGACUUGGUUGGACCUGAGGGAAUUCGAGACUCGCUGUGGCGAGCGCUACAUCACCCAUGAGAGCGAUGAUGCACGCUGGGAGGAGUACGCGGAUGAGAACAAUCUUGUUUACCCUAAACAUUUUAUCAUGGCUCCCAACCUGGAUGACAUGGAGGAGGACCCCUAGUGGUUAAUAGCGUGUACUGCAUCAUUUGUAAUAAGCACGGGGAUUGUCGCAGGGACUUUUUGCGAGACGCAUUGGGAGCAGCAGAGUUUCCCUCCAGAACUGUUUGUUGUGAAAACAGAUCAGAGUUGAUCGAGUGGAGAAUUCCUCUCCAGAUGCUUUGAAAGUGGGAAAAA